Messenger RNA from Mycena indigotica, 1011 nucleotides. RefSeq lists its product as uncharacterized. The transcript has 9 exons. Lineage: Eukaryota; Fungi; Basidiomycota; Agaricomycetes; Agaricales; Mycenaceae. The record is from RefSeq and is a predicted model, not a curated record. The coding region runs from base 1 to 1011 and encodes 336 amino acids.
AUGCCUGUGGCUAUCGUCAAACUAACGUUGCCUUUAUUCAUCGGCACCAUCUUAAACUGGCUUUUAUUGGGAGUUUUCUUGGUGCAGAUAUAUAUCUACUACGCUGCAUUUCCGCAUGACUCUAGACGAGCCAAAAUUGGUGUCGCAGCCGUUCUCGUCCUUGAACUCCUCGAAACUUUCUCCAACGUGAACGAACAGGCUCGCACCUUCGGCGCAGGUUGGGGAGACAUGAAAGCUCUUGACACAGUAGGCAUUGCGUGGCUGUCAGUUCCUCUAAUUGGACCAUUAGUGGCCUCGAUUGGCCAGUGGUUCUUUGCGAUGAGAAUAUAUAUCAUUGGGCGAAGCAUUUAUCUGCCCAUUGUGAUUUGUUUGCUUUCGGUUUUGCAGCUUGCUGCUGGCACAUGGACGGCCGUAAACAUUGCCAAGGCUGGUAGAUUUUCUUUACUUCAAGAGCGUAAUGCCAUCCCCACUCCCAUUUGGCUCGUUUCCGCUGCGCUCUGUGAUGUACUUAUCGUGGCCGGGAUGGUUUACUACCUUAUGAAGUCUCGUGUCCGCGAGUACAGCCGCAUAAAAUCUGCGAUUUCCCGGAUCCUGCUACUUACGGUCGAGACGGGCGCCAUUUGCGCGGUCUUGGUGCUUGUCGACCUGUACUUGUUCAUCGCCUACAAAGGCACCAACAUGCAUCUUUCGCUUUGCAUUGAGCUAUCCAAAGUUUACUCUAACAGCAUAUUACUCAUAUUCAACUCGCGUGCCCGAAUAACUUACCAAAACAGCCAAGACUCUCAUAUUUCGAUUCAUGUGUCUGGUCUCACUCGUAAUACUCGAGACCCGGCAUAUAGAGCGCCGUCCGGCCCGGGGGAAACAACAACUAUACGCUUCGCUCAUGCUAGUAGAUUCACGACGACGACGACACAGAGCGAAUCCGGAGCGGGCAUGCUUCCUGACCCAGAAAAGGCCGUGGACGCUGGAGACGGACAACCAGCGAAAAACUCGGACACGUGUGCUGUAUGA